CUGAUGGACACCUAUAGGGGUAAUUCUAAUUGAUGAAAAAUUAUGUAAACUUUUAGAUUGAGGAGAAAAACUAUUACACUACCUAAAUAAACUUCUAGAGUAAGUAAAAAGGGAAAAACGAUUUUUCAAUUUUCCUCAUUUAAGUCGAUCAUGCUUAUUUUCAUUUUUGUUCAACUUGUUCGAUGGCAACGAAAGCACGGCACCGCCUUAAAUUUUGAUGGGUUUUGCCUUUCUGUUGAAGAUUACUCUAAUUUAUUUAUGGUACUUCCCGUAUAAAAACAGAUGUAAUUGUUCAAAGAAAAGAAAAUCCAAAGUAAUAAAAAACAAAGGCAAUUCAUACUUCAGGAACCACGAGCAAGAGCACACAGUUUUUAUUUUAUUAUUUCUUUUCUUGUUUGCUUUGGACCCUGGUUGGUACUUGGAAAGAAAAAAAAAAAAAAAAAGAAACUCAGUCUGAAUUAAAAAAAAAAAGAAAUGGCAAAAUCAAUUGUUUCAGCCGUUUUGGAGAAGUCGAGUUCCUUGUUAAUGAUACCUGGAGAGAUAAAACAAAACUUUGAGUUGGCCUUAGCUCUCGAAGAAGAAAUCGGAAAAGUGAUUGCUCAUUUUCAGGAUAUUCAAUCAGUACUUCAAGAUGCAGAAUCAAAACAGGUAAAGGAUGCGAACGUGAGAAAUUGGUUGAAGAAACUGAAAGAUGUAGCCUAUGAUGUUGAUGAUGUGGUGGACGAGUGGAAUUCUGAGAAACUGAAAUCACAGAUUGAGAAAGAACAAAAAGAAGCCAGAAAUUUCCCCUUGCUGAAGAAGAUGCGCAAUUCUAUCUCUUCUUUUACCUUUCAAACUAUUCUAUACUAUAAAAUGAAAUCCAAGCUAAGCGGAGUAAAUGAACAACUUGAUAGUAUAGCUACCGAAAAAGAUAGGUAUAAGUUCGGGUUAGAGAAGGUAGUUGAAGAACCCCGAAGGCUAAUAACUGCCUCUUUCAUAGAUGAUGAAGAAGUUUAUGGAAGGCGUCAAGAGACAGAGCUUCUAGUGAAUAUGUUGGUGGGGGACAAUAGUAGUGGAGGAGGGUUGAAGCUCCCUGUUAUAUCUAUCGUGGGGAUGGGGGGAAUUGGGAAAACGACACUUGCUCAACUGGUUUACCAUCACAGUGAUGUUGAAUGUCAUUUUGGUAAGAGAUUAUGGAUAUGUGUCUCAGACCCUUUUGAUGAGAUAAGGAUUGCCAAAGAGAUCCUUGAAGCAUUUAAAGGCGAAAGUUCGAAUUUAGUUGGAAAGGAUAACAUCUUGCAGGAAAUUCGUAGCCAUGUUUCAGGGAAGAAAGUACUCCUCGUGUUGGAUGAUGUGUGGAGUGAAGAUGCAACAAGAUGGGAGCAAUUGAAAACCUCCCUCAAGCAUUCCUCUCCAGGGAGUAGAAUUUUGAUAACCACUCGGAACGAAAAAGUUGCUAUAAUAAUGGGAACAACAUCUCCAAACUUAUUUCUAUUAAAUACUUUGUCACUAGAGGAAUGUCGGUCAUUACUUAGCCGUAGAGCAUACUAUGGGAGGACAAGAGAGGAAAGUGAAAAUUUAGAUGAUAUUGGUUGGAAAAUUGCUGAAAAGUGCCAGGGCUUGCCCCUUGCUGCGAAGAUUCUAGGUGGUCUCUUGCGGUUCAUGAGAACCAGAGAACAAUGGCAAAAUGUAUUGGAUAGUGAAAUGUGGGACAUUGAAGAGGCUGAACAAGAUCUUUUCCCUCCCUUGUUUUUGAGUUAUUAUGAGUUGCCUUCGGCUCUUAAGCAGUGCAUUUCAUAUUGUGCUGUCUUUCCGAAAGGUAUGAUCUUAAGAAAAGAUGAAUUGAUCAAGCUGUGGAUGGCGCAAGAUUACUUGAAGGGAGUGCGGUGUGAAGAGAUGGAGAUUGUUGGUGAGGAAUAUUUUGAUGAGCUACAUAUGCGUUCAUUUUUUCAGGAUUUUAGAGGGGAUGAACUAGACAGCGAUAUUAUAAAAUACAAAAUGCAUGAUCUAAUUCAUGAUUUUCUUCUAGUUUUAAUGAAAACCGAAUGUGUGAUGCUAGUAAACCAUGAUUCUGAAGAGUUAAAAUUAGACUUGUCAUGUGAAAGGGCUCGCUAUGGAACAUUGAUUCGUAAAGAAGCUGCACCAACAGAACCUAAUAUUUUCCGUUUCAGAAAGUUGCGUAGCCUCCUUAUUGACCCAAGCUAUCAUGAUACCUCAUCACUAAGACUAUAUUUGCCCAGGUUGUUUGAUCAAUUGACUUGCCUAAGGACUUUAAAUUUGAGUAACGGUUUAUUCAGAAAUUCAAUUGAAGAACUUCCUGAUGAGAUAGGAAAAUUGGUUCACUUGAGAUAUCUUAACUUGAAGAACAAUAAAAAAUUGAAAGAAUUACCUGAACCACUGUGUGGGUUAUGUAAUUUACAGACCUUAAACCUCAAAUGGUGUGAUAGUCUUAAAGAGUUACCGUGUGGAAUUGGAAAAAUAAUCAACUUGAGGCAUCUUGAGAAUGAUCAAACAAACUUGAGCCUGAUGGCAAUACCAAAAGGAAUUGGAAGAUUAACGAACCUUCAGACACUAAGUUUGUUUGUUGUAACGAGUAAUAGCGAUACAUCUAGUCUUGGAGAUCUUCAAAACUUAAUUCAUCUUCGAGGACUUCUUAAGAUAAGUGGAUUGGGAGCUGUGUGUGAUGUGACUGAAGCUGAGAAAGCAGAGCUUGAAAACAAGAAAGGCCUUCGGACUUUGAUACUAGAUUUUACUAUUUCGAAGGGGUUAUAGGUGGCAGAGAGAUGAUGGAAGACUCCUUGAAGCUCUGCGACCACCUCCUUACUUGGAAGAGCUAGAGAUAUGGUGGUACAGUAGCCCCACCAUUUCUGCCAACUGGAUGAUGGGCUUGACCAAGUUGAGCCAUGUUUCAUUGGGUUAUUGCUUGCACUUGAAGUCUUUGCCUCCCUUGGGGAAAUUGCCAUCCCUUGAAUCACUCUAUAUAGGGGGAAGGAGCAGAGUGGAAAAAGUGUCAGUUGAGUUUCUGGGUGUAGAAAGAGAAGAGAUAUUAGCACCUUCAUCAUCUUUGGAAUCACCUUCAUCAUCUGUUAUUGCCUUCCCUAGUCUAAAACAUUUUGAAUUUGAAUUUUUUGAUUUGGAAGAGUGGGAGGAUUGGGUGCCAUUAACAAGCAGAGAAGAGCAUAUUAGCAUCAUGCCUCGGCUUUGUUCCCUAACUAUUAAUUCCUGCCCAAAGUUAAAGGCACUGCCAUGCUACGUUCUUCAUAAUACAAGUCUAAAGCAAUUGAACAUCAGCCAGAGUCCAAUUCUUUCAGAACGUUGCAGAAAGGAGACCGGGGAGGACUGGCUAAAGAUUUCUCACAUACCUAGCAUCAUGAUCGACAGUGUACGCAUACAAGUAAACUGCUCUUCUGUUGAGGAGUUCGGGGUAUUGCAAUUUCAACCACUACACAGCUCUUCGUUAAGUUCGAAUUUCAGUCAGAAUUGAUGUGUAUUACAGGAGAGACAGGAACUGUGUUUUAAGGCAAGUUACAUGGGAUGCCACUGGCAAGAAGGAAGGUGACUGGAGCAUGUUGUGCCUCUUUGUAUCUCAAGAUUUUUUCUUAGUAGAGGUCGACAAGUUCGUUGUACAAAGGGUUAUCGAAAGAAGAUUUAAAGGAUCUGGAGUUAUGCAGUGGAGCUGUGUCAUAAAUAUAUUAGCGGAUACGAUUAUUGGAAAUGUAAACUAGAGGAGAAUGAAGUCAUCCGUUGGCAAUACAAAAUGUAAGAGGCACGACCUAUUUGAUGGUAAUAUGGAAUGCAAGAAAUGCAUACUAUUUUUUGGCAAUAUAAAAUACAAUAAGUAUAUGCUACGCGUUGUGUAAGAAAUGCCUGUUAAAAUACAAGCAAGAGGACGGUUAUAAAUAAUGGUAGAAAAUGUAGCUAUUUGGCCAGAGUUUUUGACGAAUAAUAUUGGAUAAAUGCUUAUGGAAGGUGGUAUUGUAAUGUUGAUCCAAAAAUAA
This is a messenger RNA of Gossypium arboreum, 3977 nucleotides long. RefSeq names its product putative disease resistance protein RGA3. Gene Ontology annotation, biological process: defense response to other organism. Lineage: Eukaryota; Viridiplantae; Streptophyta; Magnoliopsida; Malvales; Malvaceae. The record is from RefSeq and is a predicted model, not a curated record. Gene Ontology annotation, molecular function: ADP binding. The transcript has 5 exons. Bases 475 to 2751 code for a protein of 758 amino acids.